GCUGGGCGAAUAUUUUUCAGUGGAUAAGACGUUAUCAAAUCUCAGCGACUUUUACACUGUAAAAAAUGAUUGGACAGGUGAUUAGAAAAGUGAGGUUGCGUGUUGUCGCUGAGUGGGCGUAUUGUUUUGGAAAUUAAUCUGGGAGGAUGACUUCGUCUUCAACCUUUGAAUACACGUACAAGGACUACAAUGGAACGCAGAAAACCAUCAAACACCAAGUGGAAAUUCCCUACAAGGAGGAUUACGCAGAAUUGGCGCACAGAAUUGUGGCUGACAUGGACCCAGUGAUGAAGUACUUGGACGCAGAUGUUGAACUAAAAGUGGCCCUGAAGGCAUUUGUGGAGCGAGAGAAUCAGAACUUCUACGACAGACGGGAUGAGAAUCUCUUGGCCAAAGCCAGAAAUGGUCAAGUUGACGUGGAACAUCUUGUAACGGAGAUGGACAAACUGUACAAGGAAGAAGUACUGGAGUUCGCGGAGAGAAUUGGUCCCACCGAUGAGGAGAUAUUCGCUUUGGCAUUCCAUCAAAUGGUCCACUCACCAUUGCUUCCGGACAUUCUGGCGAAAGAGCAAAACUACGCGAAAAGCAUCUCAGAACUGAACACUCGGAUGUAUGAGGAGAUCGAUGACCUCAACAAGAAGCAGGCUGCGGAAAUGGACGAGAAGGUGCAGCAGCUGGACGUGUCCACAACAUCCGAGGAUAUCAAUGCCCUUCUCUCGCAGCACUAUUCGAACCAAAACCUCAUCCGGAAGCGCUGGGAGUCGACGCUGGAGGCGAAGCGAGGACACCAGAAGCACGAGUACAGGAAUUGGGUGACUAGUCAAGUGGGUGAGGCUCUAAUUAACAAUCCCACGGCAAUGCCCUGCUCCUCGACUCCCAUCGGCAACAAAUCCUCUAUGUUUGUCACCCAGAAUCUCUCCAUGGAGGAGAGCUUCACGAUUCACUUGGGCUCUCAGCUCAAGCACAUGCACAAUAUCCGCAUCCUGAGUGCGGAUGUGACGGAUUUCUGCAGUCCUCUGCAUAGGGAUGAGAAUUUGAAUGGACUGAACAUGGCUUUGGGGCUGUAUUCGAGCUCUUUGAGUGGAAUUGUUGUUCUCACGCCGCCAGGAUCUGUUCAAGUACUGCCGAAGAUCAUUAAGAAUGCCAACAUGUCAACGGAAUUCCACUUCGAUCAGAUUGAAAACCAAAUAGAGCGUAUCGAGGAGGAUCUGCGCAAGGGCCAGAGUGAGAGUGGCGGAGGCUCGGGCGGAAGUCCAAAGCUGCAUCCUGGAGACUUCUUCAUCACUCGCCACUCAAAUCUCUCGCAGACUCACGUUAUUUUCCACUUGAUAUCUGAUGAAUCCUCUGACAGUCCGGGCGAGAUCACGUCACGCCAUCCUGUGAUUCUGGGCCUGAGGAACAUCCUUAAGACGGCCUGUCGUCACGAUAUCUCCAUGCUCACAAUUCCCGCGCUGCUGCGCCACGAGAUGUCGGAGGACAUGACGGUGCCCUGGUCAAUCCGGCGGGCUGAGCUGGUGUUCAAGUGCGCCAAGGGAUUCAUGAUUGAGUCUGCGACCUGGGGAGGCACUGAGAUAAACACCCUGCAGCUUCUUCUGCCGCACAAUAUCUCUGAGGAAUUGUUCACAACGCUGGCCGGCAUGGUAUCGGGUGUUUUUCGAGUGGCGAACCCGAAGAUUUUGUAAGAGAGCAUCGCGCUCAUCAGUUUGUAUUAUCGCGCCAACUGUGGCUCAGUGAUAUUAUACUCUACACACUUU
This is a messenger RNA of Phlebotomus argentipes, 1754 nucleotides long. Its product is annotated as protein C12orf4. Gene Ontology annotation, cellular component: cytoplasm. The record is from RefSeq and is a predicted model, not a curated record. The coding region runs from base 147 to 1682 and encodes 511 amino acids. Lineage: Eukaryota; Metazoa; Arthropoda; Insecta; Diptera; Psychodidae. The transcript is spliced from 4 exons.